Fimicolochytrium jonesii is the source of this 2516-nucleotide messenger RNA. Its product is annotated as FAD binding domain-containing protein. The record is from RefSeq and is a predicted model, not a curated record. The transcript has 8 exons. Gene Ontology annotation, molecular function: FAD binding. Lineage: Eukaryota; Fungi; Chytridiomycota; Chytridiomycetes; Spizellomycetales; Powellomycetaceae. The coding region runs from base 281 to 2239 and encodes 652 amino acids.
CGACAGCGCGUCUAAUGUGACUGGAUAUCGGCUUUGUGCGCUUCUCCAUCCCAGGGAAUCUCCAGCCCAGAAACUCCAGCCCAGAAACUCACACAGGUGAAGUGGUUGAAUUCUGGUUCCAUUGUUGUUAUCCAGUUUUGUGGAGUCCCGUCCAUAGUUGUAAAAAGUGCUUAGAGCAUAACGCUUAGACUUUUCCGUCAUUGAGCUUGGCCAAGUUCGCGUAGCAGCUUGAAAGGUCCGACGUUCGGCUACAGCUUUGCCACCCGGCGUUGAAUACAUCAUGAAAGGCGAUAAAAAAGAACUCGACGUUUUGAUUGUAGGGGCUGGGCCUGUUGGGCUGUUUGUCGCUUUAAGUCUGAAGCGAAUGGGUGUCGCUGUUAGGAUCAUUGACAAAGCUACCGAACCAGCAAAGCAUUCACGGGCCUUUGUCCUGCAUGUGAGAACACAAGAAGUGCUGGGCGAACUCAACCUUCUUUCACGAUUCAAAGAUGAAGGCUGGCCCCUCACUCACGGCCACUUCAUCGCCAACGGCAAACUCAUCGGCUCAAUGCAAACCGCGGUCCCCGAGAACGAUCCCACAGAAGAGCGCACUUACUCGCGAGGCCCGCUCGCAAUUCCGCAGUCCUUUACAGAAAACAUCCUAACUCAGGAGUUGGCGAAAAAAGGCGUCACCGUCGAGAGGGGCAUCAGUCUCAUCGAGUUCAAAAUCGAUCAGGACGCAAAAUCCAGACCCAAUGACCAUGUCGUGCAAGUCACACUUAGCGACGGAUCGACCGCUCGAUGCAGGUACCUCAUCGGCGCGGAUGGAGGUCACAGUGCUGUUAGGAGGCUGAUGGGGGUGAAAUUGGAAGGCAGAUCUUUGCCGGGCGUAGUGGGGAUGGUGGAUGGACUUGUCAAAACCAGUGCGCCCAUAGCGAUCGAUGGCAUGACGCUUGUCGCGAGUACGUUGGGUUCGGCGUUGAUGAUUCCUCAUGGGAAAGGCUAUACUAGAUGCAUCGUGGAUUUCACCUCCGAGAAUCGCGGGUUGAAAGAGCUUUCAGAAACGGAAUCGCCGUCUACUCCCGCGACAACCAGCUGCACAGCAGCUCCAACCUACCACACGAUCACCGACGCCGCACCUGACAUGCCUCUCGAGCCCAUUGUCUCACGCAUCCGUCGACUCCUUCACCCACACGAUUUUGAUAUCACAGAUGUUGAAUGGCUGGUCAAGCUGCAGUUUCAGGAGCGCAUGGCCAAAGCCGUCGAUGUGGAGCAGCGGGUGUUUAUUAUUGGUGAUGCGGCUCAUGUGCACAGUCCCGCAGGUGGUCUCGGCCUGAACACCGGCAUACAGGAUGCACACGGGCUCGCCUGGCGUAUAGCGCUCGCGCUGAAACAUAACGGAAACCGCGAUUCGCUGUUUUCGACUUAUGGUAUUGAGAGGAUGUCUGUAGCACAGCAAGUGUUGGGACUUUCGGGCCGGCUGCAUGCGUCGAUUUUGGGUGGAGCUGGAUUAUGGCAGUUGCUCGUGAAACGCAUAGUCGCCAUUAUCUUCAAUAUCUUUCCCUCCUUGCCGAAAAGGAUGCGCAGGAUGGGUGGCGGACUUCUCAUUGCAUACUCCCCAAACGCCCUCAUUCAAGCCUCGCCCGCUGCAACAUCCUACUGCACUCUCCGACCAGGCUCACGAGCUCCCAACGGCCUCAUCGAAAAGCUCAGCAAAGGAAUCUUAUCGAGCUCCGUCACAACAGAAUCUGCACUCUUCAUCCACGACACGUUCCCGAACGACCAUUUCACAGUUCUCGUUUUCUAUAACGCGCAAUUUGCAGUCUCCACUCGCGCGGACGACGACAAGACUGCCAAUUUCACCGCGACAGAGGACCGGAAGGGCUCCCCGGGCGUUUGCGGCGUCGAGAUCUCCCUCCCAAAUCUCUGCACACCCAAAACAACCAGCGGAACAACAUUACAAUCCCAACCAACACCCCGCCCAAUCCAAACCUUCCUUCUCCUCCCACGCCGCCCGCCUCGCGGAUUCAACAUCACCACCACAUCCAGCACAACACCGCGCCGCCCGCCCUUCAACGCGAUCUACGCUGCGCAGCCGACAUCUCCGGCGUCCGGCCUGAGCGUGUUUGAGGCGUACGGCGUUAAAGGCGAUGCUGUGGUUGUUGUGAGGCCGGAUGGGUAUGUUGGGUGUGUGGCGAGGAUGGGCGAUUGGAGGAGGGUUGAGGGGUAUUUUGAUGGGGUUUUUGGGGGUGCGAUGUAGGGGUGUUGUUCGGCGUUGGAUGUGUUGGCUUCUGUGUAGAAGCUUUGGAGGGUUGGGUAGUUGGUGGAAGACAUAUUUGCAGGCCGGCAUGAUGUGGGAGAAAGAGGGGGAAGAAAUCGGCGUAUACCCAUGCUUUCUCGUCUGAGUGAGUCACGGCAAUUUUCUCUGUUAGUUUGUCUUAUCCAUAGCGUCAUAGGAGGCAGCGAGACGUUGGGCUCUUAAUACGCAUCCUCUACCUUCGGAAAUCGAAUAUAAAACAACAGGGAAACUUUUACGU